CUUUAAUUUUUGGCUCUCGCAGCCAACACGUCGCGUUCCGUAUCAUGUAGAGCCUGCGAGAAUCAUAAAUUAGAAGUGUAGUUCCAAAGUCUCCGCUACAAGCCGUCACCUUCCAUGAAGAAUCGAGGUCGUAGUACGAGUCAAUAAUAGGAGGUGUUAAUAGAAGACAAAAUGCCUUUGCCAGCUACAUUAGCUGCUCGUCUUGCAAAAAGAGGAUUAAUAACUGGUUCUGAAAAAAAUGAAUCUGGAAAAAAAGAAGCAAAGAAGAAAAUACACGAAGAAGUGAUAGCUGAAGAUUACGAUAACACAAAGGAAGAAAUCAAUCAAAUUGACUUAUCUCAAAAAUUUAUGGGUUAUAGUGGAUGUCCUAAUAAGUAUAAUAUUUAUCAUGAAUGUACAAAGAAAUGUAAGGAAUUAUGGGGAUUAGGGCAUGUGCAACCUUCAGACAAAUAUUUGAAACAACAAAUGAAGUUAAUCCAAAAGUAUCCCUUACCAGAAACUUGGAAAGCUGUUUAUGAUCCUGGAUCUGGGCAACACUAUUAUUGGGACUGGUCUUCUGACUUAGUAUCUUGGUUACCACCAGGUCAUCCUAAAUGUCAAAUAUCACAACCUGCAUCUCAAUUACGAGAAGAAUUGCACUUGAAAGCAGGUGAUCAAGAUGACAAUAUGUCGAGUGAUGAAAGUGGGAGUGAUCAAGAACCAAUGGAAGUGGAUGAAGCUGAUGCCAAAAAAGAUAAAAAAGUCGAAAAUCGUAUAAGAUAUAAGGGACCAGACAAUAAAAGAUCUCAGAGAUCUGAUAGAACGGAUAACAAAGAUAAAAAAGAUCGGACAUUAGAUCCUAUGGAUCCAGCGUCAUAUAGUGAUAUUCCCAGAGGAAAAUGGUCAGAUGGAUUGGCUAGACACAAUGAAGCAAAGACUGGUGCAGAUACGACUGCUUCAGGACCACUCUAUCAAAUGAGACCAUAUCCCAGUCCAGGCGCGGUACUACGCUCUAAUAGAGCCAAUAAAGCAGAAUCAGAAUCGUCAAAUAAACCGAAAGUUGCAUUUCCAGAGAAACCAGAAUAAAUAUGCUAAUAACUGUAAUAAUAUAAUUUAGCUUCUACAUAUUUUUUCGUUACUGAAAUUACUUCUUACGUAUUAUAUUAACAUAUUUAUGACAGAGCUGACACAGUACGUUUUGUGUACAAAAUUAUUUGUUAUGCAAGAAAUUAUAUUUAUAAAAGCUGAUAAUGCUAUUUAUUACUUAAUAAUUCAGAAACACAUUCGAAAAUGAAGAAUCAUAAUUAGGAAACAUUAAAACACUCUUAUGAUGCAAAAUUACUUUGGCAUUUAUUUGUCUUCUUUGCGGAAGAUUAAUAUCAUGUUAUCUCUCUUCUUGAUUUCUUUUCAAAUAUAUCGGACAAAUAUGUGUAAUUUAAUAUGAAUAUUCCCGCCUUAAUUACUGUGCGUGAACGACUGAAAUUUAUCGUCGAACGUGUCUGUCGCCAAGUGUUUCUUAUGGCAAUACUGAAGCGAACACCAAAUAAGUUGAUUUCUGUAUAAACUAAACUUAUUGUACUUACUUUCUGUAUUUACUGUCUAGAUAUAUAAACUGAAUAUAUUUUUUAA
Odontomachus brunneus is the source of this 1608-nucleotide messenger RNA. RefSeq names its product polyglutamine-binding protein 1 (gene PQBP1). NCBI's taxonomy places the organism in Eukaryota, Metazoa, Arthropoda, Insecta, Hymenoptera, Formicidae. The transcript has 7 exons. Gene Ontology annotation, molecular function: protein binding. The record is from RefSeq and is a predicted model, not a curated record. Bases 172 to 1065 code for a protein of 297 amino acids.